Dama dama (fallow deer) is the source of this 3534-nucleotide messenger RNA. Its product is annotated as dnaJ homolog subfamily B member 6-like. Gene Ontology annotation, molecular function: Hsp70 protein binding; ATPase activator activity. The record is from RefSeq and is a predicted model, not a curated record. The transcript has a single exon. The coding region runs from base 613 to 1257 and encodes 214 amino acids. Gene Ontology annotation, cellular component: endoplasmic reticulum membrane; cytosol. NCBI's taxonomy places the organism in Eukaryota, Metazoa, Chordata, Mammalia, Artiodactyla, Cervidae. Gene Ontology annotation, biological process: positive regulation of proteasomal ubiquitin-dependent protein catabolic process; protein refolding.
AUUCCCUGGAGAAGGGCAUAGCAAAAACCACUCCAAUAUUCUUGCCUGGAGAAUUCCCUUGGACAGAGAAGUCUGGCAGGCUACAGUCCACAUAGUCACAAAUAGUCGGACAUGACUGAGUGACUAAGCACAGCACAUAAAUAAUAUAAAUGCAACACCUCAUUUGUUAAAGUAACAGCUUCUGACUGUUACUUUAAUGAAUGAGAUAGAUUUCUUUUUGAGCCACACAUUUUCUGUUAACAAGCUGCUCAGUGUUUUUUAACUAGAUGAAGUCCCUCCAAUAUGUAUACUGUCCACCCCAAAUUUUCCACCAAUAGGAUUGCAAGACAAGCACAGCAUCAGCUGGUAGUCACUGGCUGAUAGUGUUGAGUCAUAAUCAACUCCACCCAUGCUGGGCUGCAGACAGCAGGGCGGCAGUGGGGACAGUGUAGAGGAUAUCAGCCCCAAAGAGGAAUUCCUCCUCAAGAAGGUUCUUGUUCCAAGAACCAUGUAAUAAGACUCAAAAGCCCUUAGCACAGACUUCCAUAGCUCACCAUCUUCCUUUCUGAAGUUAUAUGGAAAUUCUUCAGACAAUAAACUCUGUCUUGGUGAGGAAGAGUCCUUUAAAGAAACAUGGUGAAUUACUACAAAGUCCUAGGCGUGCCUCACAAUGCUUCCUCCUCUGAUAUUAAGAAGGCCUAUCACCAGUUAGCUCUUCGGGUCCACCCAGACAAGAACUCAGAAAACCGGGAGGCAGCUGAGGAGAAGUUCAAACAAAUAGCAGAGGCCUAUGCAGUCUUGUCAGAUGCUGAGAAACGGGACAACUAUGACAACACCAGAAGGCACUGCAUCAAAAGGGAAAACAGAAGAGAUGGCAGGGACAAGGAUUAUUUGAAGGAGGAACUGCGCUUUGCAAGGCCACGCUGUGACUUUCAAAGCAUCUUUGAAGAUCAAGACUUCUUCUCAGGAGACUGUUUUCCCACUGACAGUGUGGGAGGGGCCAGGAGAGUCCGCUCCUACUUCUUUGAUGUGACCCCCAUCCUGGACACAGGAUUUUCUACUUUUGUAUCCCUGGGCUCUGGGCCGAAUUCCCCUUCCUCCAAGACAUUUGUAUCCUUCAUAAGCAGUGGAAUGGGAAACUUCAAACUGGUCACCACUUACAGCCAGGUAGUGAAUGGCAAGAAAGUAGUUAUAAAGAAAGUUCUAGAAAAUGUGAGCCAGAAGACCAAAAUGGGAAAAGACCACCUAUUUCAUCAUAUUCCUCCACGCCAUGGGUAAGGAGUUGCUGCCGUGUUCUUUCAUGGGGAGACUUUGUUGUGAGGCUGGUGUGUCUGGUGCUGAUCCCAGACAGAACUGGAAUCUGAGAAUGUGUUGAAAUGGAAUGGACAGGGUCUGAGUGAGUGAGUGAAAGUCACUCAGUUGUGUCUGACUUUUUGAGACCCCAUAGACUAUACUCCAUGGAAUUCUCCAGGCCAGAAUACUGGAGUGAGUAGCCUUUCCCUUCUCCAGCAGAUCUUCCUGACCCAGGAAUCUAACUAGGGUCUCCUGCAUUGCAGGGCAGGGUCUAAUUGGUCUAGAUUUCUCAUUUUACAGAAGAAAGGACUGAUGGGCCAAAUGGUCCACAAGGAGGAACUAGGAAGCCACAGUUUGCUUCCAGCCCAAGUCUUCUGCUUCUAAACUGAAACUCUUUCCCCCUGUACUCUAUCUGGGACAGUAGAGACCUCCACAAAUAUGGCCUUCUGAGAGGUGUACAGAGUCCUGCCAUCACAAAUCCCCCUGACUUCUCUUGCUGACUUUUUAUUCUACCCUACCUUCCUGUUAGCCAUUGCCUCUGCCUUGAUGGCCCUCUUCUCUUCUGACCUCAUCCCCUUUCUCUCCAUACAUUUCCAGUGGACUAUAUCACAAUUAGGCUUAGUUGAAAGAGUCACCUAUAUAUAGAUUAAUGUUGUUACAGUGAAAAGUAAAUGGGUAAAGACUGCUUAAAUAUGUUUUUAAAAAUAGCCAGCAUUUUAUCUAAUGCUCAGUAGAAGUCAGGAAUUCCACUUCACAUGUGUGAUCUCAAUAAUCUUUUCAGCAGUAGAGUACUGCUUUCCCCCAUCAUACAAAUAAGGAAAUGAGGCUUAGAGAGAUUAAGUAACUUGCCCCAGGCCCCACCUAAUCAGCAAUGAGAUAGUGGCUUACUCUAAAAUACAGGCUUAUCUACUGAGCUGUAACGUCUAUGGAUUCUACUCAUUUAUUUUUAGAUCUAGGUUCUUGCCCUCAUUGGAAAUUUACACCUGUCAUCUCUAAAUCUUACUUCCAUGCAUGGGUAUUUCAGGAACUUAAGUAGACAAGCAUUUUGAGUCUUAUUUCCCAGCAGGCACUUGGUUAUUCUAACAAGAAAACGGAAGUAAUGUAAAAAGUUUCACUGAAACUAACAAAUGAUUACCACUUAACACAGAAACAAAAACAAAAUCCCAAGGUGUGAAUUAUAUUUUUGUUUUGGAUUAAGACAAAAUCAUGGGAUGUUUUUGUUUGUCUAACUGGAUCUGGUCACACUCCAACUCCUUCAUUUAUAUACAACUACACUCCAGAGGAGCAUUUCCUUGUGGAAAGUUACUGAUGGAGUCUGCAUUAGAAACCUCCGUCUUCUGAUUUCCAGUCUCAUGUCAUUCUAGUAUACUGUGCUGACUGGCAAAAUUUGGGCUUCAUUUGCCUUGCAAGCUUUUAUAGAAGUUAUAUAACAAAUGAAUUAGCUUUCUUAAUCUAAUCUAAAAUAGGGACCUUUCCUAUGUUUGUGAUUUUUAUAAGACACAUUUUUAUGUAGUCUUUUAACUUUUUUAAUCUCAGUGGAUUUUCUGAACUUGAACAAGAAUAUGCCUGCAUCCCAUUGGCAAAGGGUAGCUUUCGGGCAGGGAGAACACUUCCAGAAAGGAAGCAGAAGAUGGGUUUGGAAUGGGAACACAUCCCAUUUCUUUCAAAGCUUAUACUUUUCCACUUAGUAAUCAUUGAGAACAUCCUGUAUGUCAGACACUGUGCUAGGUGCCUUACAUGAAUCAUUUUUUAACCUCCCAAAUCCGUCAGGGGUUUAUUUCCAUUUUACAAGCUUGGAAACUGAGGCUCCGGAAAGUUAAGUCCCUUACCCAGAGCCACACAAUAAGUUGUGGAGACAGAGUUCAGACUGCAGUUUGUUGGACCUGAAAGAUCCCAUUUCCAUUAUGCCAUCUCCACUCCCUUUCAGUUGAGCUGCAAUAGUUUUGGUUUAAGUUUUGUUAUACAUAUGAAUUCUAUUCAUUUCAAAAAUUUUUAAAUGAGAAAUUCCAGAUGGAGUCUUCUUUUACAAACCCUCAUCCGAGGUGAACUGCAGUGUGGCUACCAAACAAAGGAAAAUCAAAUUGGAGCAUGAAACAUAAUUUUCCAUUUUGUCUUAAAUAAAAUCCAAAUUUCAGCAUUUUUCACAGACGUACUUGGCUUUUGACAGAAAUGCUGAGUUGUAGAAGGACUUUUUGCCAACAAAGAUAUAAAAAAUUUCAUUUUCAGUUAGUCAAGGAAGUUUUCUUGUAUAGAAAUGAAAGC